Durusdinium trenchii is the source of this 1170-nucleotide messenger RNA. The record is from the annotation of a GenBank genome assembly. NCBI's taxonomy places the organism in Eukaryota, Dinophyceae, Suessiales, Symbiodiniaceae.
AUGGCAUUCGUCGAAGCACUGUACAUGUUGACUGGUGCAUUGGACAAUCCUUUGGGAGACGGAAGUUACCGAGAGAAGAACUUUGGCAGCUUGAUGAUGGUUGCUGUCUUCGGCCCUGUGGGCUGCAUCAUUGUGGCACAUUUCAUUGCCACCGUGGUCCGCGAGCAGGAGCGGAAGUUUGCUCUGGACAUCCGUCAUGAAGAGAACCAGGCCUUUGUCAAGCGCGCCCUGGAGAACCUCAACGUGCCCAAAGAGCUUCAGCGUCGCGUCUUCAGCCUGCACUACUUCCAGAAGAUGAGCCACGAUUAUGAGGCCUUUGAUCAUUUGUUCAAGAACCACACCUUGUCAUCUCCCUUGGAAGAUGCCAUCCGCGUCUAUUUGUACCAGUCCGUCCUUUGCUCCACCUUCUUCAGCAACAAGGAGUUGCUGGGGGUGGUGCGAGUCUUAGAAGACAAAGCCUUCCUUCCGGGUGACUAUGUGGUCCGCGUUGGGGAGGCAGCUGGGUGGUCCAAAGAAGUGGAAGAUGCCAUUGCGAAGCGGAAGGGGGACCACUUCGGAGAAGUGGCGCUCAUUAAGGGAAGUCUCCGCACUGCCUGGGUGAAAGCAGAGACGUAUGUCGUUGCGUCAUGUUUGCGGCGCAGUAGCAUCGAGCAGAUUUGGAAGUACUUUCCACAUGAACGUGAAUCCUUGCAGAGACAAGUGAUGAAGACAGUUAUGAGGAAUGCAGCACGUUCCGCCACCGCUCGCAGAAGCUUGCUAGGUCAAGGAGCUGCCGCAACAACGACAGAGACCACUGAAACAGGACUGGGUCAAGCUCCCAAAGAGGCUCAUGAACAUCCGGAGGCCACGCCAUCCUCCUCCACUGAAGCCCUGGCCCGAAUUGAAGGGCUCUGCGAGGCUUUCACCGCACGGCAGCAAGAAAUGCUGAGCCGUCUGGAGGACCUGGAACGUCGCUGGGAGUCCGAAUCCAAAGACCCCAAGGCCAAGAAGAGCAAGGAGCCGAGCGACUCCACGGGGCGAAUUGUGGGCGGCGAGGCUCCAAAGAAAUCGGGCAAAGCGAUCGCCAAGAAGAAGCUCACCCGGCCUGAUGCACCAGCGGAGCCUUCAAGCACUUCAGGUGCUGCAGCUAGCGAGAUCGGCAGGCCACUGAUGGAGCACCUCGAUGACUAA